CUUCCGACCUGUCUCGACAUUAUGAGGAACCUGGAAGUGAAGAACCUAGAGACCUCGAGCAUACCCGAUAUUAAAUACAGGAGUCAGUUCUGUUCUGACGCGGAGACAGGUGACGGGUAUGUUGUGACUGGAAACCGCAUCAUACAUCUAAACGGCACAUUGGACGCCAGGCAGCAUGUCAUUGACGAGCUUGACCCCGAGAAUGACGGAGUGCUGGGUUUUGCAUUCAUCUCCGAGUUCCAGUCGUUGUGCAUUGCAACAAAGGCUGGAGAUAUCCUGCUUUUCGAUGUUGCCUCAGAAAAAGCAGAAGUGGUCGGAAAUGUCUCGGGUGGCAUUUUGGCCAUGCAGUGGAGCCCCGAUUACGAGCUCGUUGUUGUCGUGUCAGGGGAGGAAAAAGUGUUGCUGAUGACAAAAGACUUCGACCCAGUGUCCGAGAAAAGCCUCCACCCGGACGAAUUCGGAGAAUGCAGCCCGAUCACGGCGGGCUGGGGCUCAAAGGAGACUCAGUUUCAUGGUUCUGAAGGCAAACAGGCUGCCAAGGUGGAAGUGAAGCCCCCGGAUCCGGUGUCUUCGUGGGACGAUCGGCAACCACGGGUGUCAUGGCGUGGUGACGGGCAGUAUUUUGUGACCUCGUCCGUCGACCCUUCGAGAGGUAACCGUAAACUACGCAUCUGGAGCAGGGAGGGUGCACUUCAGUACACCGGUGAAGACAUCAACGGACUGGAGCAAGCCCUUAGCUGGAAGCCAUCUGGGAGUUUGAUUGCAUCCAGCCAGCACCUUCCAAACAAGCACAAGAUAAUCUUUUUUGAAAAGAAUGGCUUGAACCACGGCGAGUUUCAGCUGCCCUUUGCUCCUCGAGAAUUUGAGGUGAAGGAACUUUCAUGGAGUACCGAUUCGUCGGUUCUUGCCGUGGUGGGUUCUACGUUCCAAACCGACGACUGUGCCGUCCUCCCAAAAGACAUGGUGUUGUUGUACACCGUGAACAACUACCACUGGUACCUCAAGCAGACGCUGGAGUACGACGGCGCUCUGGGCCAAAAACUGGCCGCCGUUGCCUGGGACGAAGGCAGCGCACUUCGACUGCACGUGCUCUGCACGAGCGGUUCUUAUUACCGGUACACGUGGUCCCACGCAGUCCAUGCCGGUCCCUCGGUCACUUCAGAGGGUGCAGCCGUCGUCGCGGUUAUCGAUGCGGACCGUGUUUUGACAACGCCAUUCAGGACGACCGUCGUCCCGCCGCCAAUGUGUUGUUACAAAGUCAGGACGGGAGUUUCGGUGGACCAGGUCGCUUUCGGCGUCAAGCGACGUCGCGACGAGUUUUUCGUAGUCCUGCAGAACGGCAAGCGCAUCCUCUUCGUUCUGCACGACGGAGGGCGUUUUGUGCAACCAGAAGGGGAGACCCCAAACUGCAAAGUGGAACUUGACGGCCCCGGCGCAGGCAACGGAUUCAGAACAACGUCGCCCAUUCCAAGCUGCUACGGGCCUUACAGAAUCGAAUUUGGGGAGGAGUUUCGACCUGCCCAUCAUCCCUUCUGGUGCCACCAUUGGACGUGGGUUUCCGAGGACCAGAUUCUUUGCAUCUGCACGUUGGAGGACAACGUCCACCAGCUCGCAAGGGUCGACGUCGUUCACGGGGAAGGGAAGACUCGACUUAUUGCGAGCAUUGUGUCCCCUCUCGAGGAUUCGGUGCGGACUGUAUCAGCGAGCCCGGAUGGCAGUGUGGUGUGCCUGCAGUUCCAAGAUGGCCGCUGUGCCAGCUUGUCCGAAGCUGGAACUCUCGAACCGUGGCUGCGCUCAGAUGGCAUCCAAUUGGAACUGCCGAAGCCGUGCAGGACUGUCUUGGUGUGCGAAGUUCUGAAGCAGCCAAGGGUCUUGGGAUUGUCCGACCGCUUUGAGCUCUUCUGCGACGAGUGGAGGAUCUGCGACAACUGCACCUCGUUCCGAGUCCACGGAAAGUUCUUGCUCCUGACGACGCACGCACACACUUUACGCUGCCUCCUGCUCGAUCAUGACCUACCAAGCAUUCUCAACGGAAACCCUUCUGCAUCACUGGACGACUCCCCGCGGCAGCUGGAGCGUGGAUCUCUGCUCGUGACAAGCGUGUUGGCAGACGGUCGCGUCGUUCUUCAACUUCCGCGCGGGAACCUCGAGACGAUAUCCCCGCGUGCCCUCGUGUUGGACCGAAUCUGCGAACAUCUCGACAGGAUCGAGUUCGAAAAGGCGUUCUCGUUGAUGAAGGUUCAUCGCAUCAACUUGAACCUGCUCUGCGAUCACGACCCUGCGGCCUUUCUUGAGCACUUGGAAGAAUUUGUCAGCCAAAUCGGGAACUCCACUGACAUCAACCUGUUUCUGACAGAACUGUCGGACCAGGAUGUGGCGAACACAUUGUACGCCUCGGCCUAUCGUUCGCGCUCCAAGAAGCCGUUUCGCUUUGAGCAUAGCAAGAACGACCAUGUUUGCGACGCCCUGAGGGACGUUUUGGAGCGACUGGACUACGACAGAUUCCUCUUGUCAAUCCUGACCUGCCAUGCCAAGAAGAAUGAGCCAGAAUUGGACCAGGCUUUGUUUAAGAUCCACAAGCUGAAAGGAGUUGCAGAGGAACACGGGACCACGUUAGAUCAAGCGCUCAAAUACAUCCUUUAUCUUGUUGACACCAACGACCUUUUCAACGUGGCCCUUGGAACGUACAACUUCGAUCUUGUCCUCAUGGUAGCCGAAAAGUCUCAGAAGGACCCCAAGGAGUAUGUGCCCUUCCUCAACGAACUCAACAAGCUGGAGCUUAAUUACCGCCGCUUCAAGAUCGACUUGCACCUAGGACGCCAUGAAAAGGCUCUCAGAAACAUCAGCUUAUGUGGUGAAUCACACUUUGAAGAGUGCCUGAACCUGAUCAAGUCUCACAGACUGUUUACAUCUGCCCUGUACCUGUUUCCAGAGGGUUCAGAUCAGUAUAAGGAGGUGUGGGGCACCUACGGGGACUACCUCCUCCAGAAGAAGCACUACGAGGAGGCCGGACUGGUGUACCAGCGCUGCGGGAAACUGGAGAAGGCGCUGACGGCCUUCGAGCUCUGCCUCAACUGGAGCCUGCUUGUGUCCGUUGCUCGUCAGCUGGACUACGCCCAGGACAAACUGCAGAGCUUGGCCAGGAGGGCGGUUGAUGCCAUGUUACUUGCCAAGCGUCACAAGGAGGCUGCUGAAAUCUGUGAAUGCUUUGUGAAGGACGAAUACGAGGUCAUCCGCAUUUUGGUCGAUGCUCACCUCUGGGACGACGCAUUUGCGAAGAUUCAUCAGUUCAAGACACCAGACUUGUUGGAUAGGCUCUGGAGGCCCGCGGUGAAGAGCGAAUUUGAAACCCUGGCUGAAACGGCCAACUCCUUAUUCCAGACGUGGUCCAAGCACGUCCAGCGUCUAAUGAUUGUUCGCGAGCUCAAGAAGACCGUCGAUCAAGAUGGUGAUGGCGACGUUGACGACGGUGCCUUUUCGGAUGUUGCAAGCGUGACGUCGAAACCAUUUAGUGGAAGUCAGUCCGGAAAGUCUGGCACCUCUUUGUCAGGAUCCAUCGCAACAAUGCGAACGUCGAGGAACAGGAAGAAGCAGGAGCGCAAGAAGUAUGUCUUGAAAGAGGGCUCACGUUACGAGGAUCUUGCUCUGGUCGUUGCCCUCGGAGAACUUGUGUCGUCCGUCGACAAGUUGCAAGAUGAGUGCAAAGCAUUGCUGAAGGCACUGGUAAUGGCUGGAUCAGACGAAGACGCCAGGGCGCUUCAGCGAUCAUUUUCGGCCCUGCUCUCCGAAGUCGAGCGAGACAUUCCCAAGGUCUGGCCUCCAGAGUCGGCCGAAAGUUCCCUGCCCCUUGGGCCGCAGUCUUCCUCGACGUUGAUUGCUGAAGCUGUGCAGAGGCAGCUGAUAGUGCAGCCUGUCAUAUCGGAUCCAGCGCUGAGAAGGCCGCCAGUUUUGCGAAACAACUUUAGCUGGAAGCUCAACAUGCUUAGCUGAGGCAGUUGUAAAUAUAUGCUCCUUCAGAAGUGUUU
Molecule: messenger RNA, 4025 nt
Organism: Ixodes scapularis (black-legged tick)
Lineage: Eukaryota; Metazoa; Arthropoda; Arachnida; Ixodida; Ixodidae
Gene: Elp1
Product: putative elongator complex protein 1
Exons: 33
Coding region: 22-3990 (1322 amino acids)
Biological process (GO): tRNA wobble base 5-methoxycarbonylmethyl-2-thiouridinylation
Cellular component (GO): elongator holoenzyme complex; cytosol
Molecular function (GO): protein binding; tRNA binding
Source: RefSeq, a predicted model, not a curated record